Pocillopora meandrina is the source of this 20679-nucleotide messenger RNA. NCBI's taxonomy places the organism in Eukaryota, Metazoa, Cnidaria, Anthozoa, Scleractinia, Pocilloporidae. The record is from the annotation of a GenBank genome assembly.
AUGGCGCGAUACAGAGAGGCAGUGUACAGUGCACUGUGGGUGCAGUUGGCAUUAGUAGUUUGCUAUUUACCGUACGGCAUAGUCACAGCUGUCCUUCCUGAAGGGAGAGCUCCUCCCUUUGAAAUUCUAGUCUCUGAAUGCGUAGAGACCUUAGUUUACUUAAACUCUUCGUUGAACCCGUUUCUUUAUUGUUGGAGGAUUACUGAAGUGAGACAAGCAGUAAAGGAGACAAUCAGACGAGCACUUUGCUUUCCGCAGACUUAGUUGUAGCUUUUCAGUAAGUUCUGGAAGUGUUAUCCGUUACAAAAAAAAGGGCUGUUAUAAAUAAAGCUGUUAGAAGAUUUAGAGUUUGAUUCGUUCGAUCAUAACCAAUGAUGCGCUUUAUUAAGCUAAAACACAUUCAGGGGUGGUGUGGAGAGGAGAAGAAUUUUGGAAGUAAGCGGCGGAUAGUCCGAUGUCCACAACAGUAUGAAGAUGUAGUCUGGGACUGAGCAACUUCUGGAAGUGUUAUCCGCCAGUAAGGCAGGCUUUGAAAAAAAUAAGCUGUAAGUGGACUAAGACUAAAAAUUGGUUCGAUCACGUUUAGUGAUGUGCUCUUUUCGCUCCUAUACGACCCUCAGGAGUCCCAAAGUACGUUGAGAACGAUUUCCAGGUGUUUUAAUUUGAUAUCAGAUGAGAGCUUCACAGUUGUGUUUCAAAUCAUAGUAGAUCUCAAAUGUUCUCAAUAGGAUUUUUUCUUAUGGAAAAAGCACCUCCAUCUGGCUUUGGUAUUUAUAGCAUGAGGAUAGACAAAAUUGAUUUUGAAACAUAGACCGCCUAAUUUACAUACAAAUUAAAAAGAUGGCAUCUUUUUUUCACGAUUCUAAUCUUGACUGGAAAAUGGCUCUGAGGGAAACUCUAAUAGCCGAUCUAUUUAUUUCUACUAAUUCACGCAAUCCUAAAAUUUAUUUCAACCAGAUUUUUCUGAAAUUUAGGGAACAUGGAAAUUACAAACCGUAAUAUCCAUCAUUCCAUUUUGCGAUUCGCAAAUCGAUUUCAACUUUAUCUAAAAUAAACAGAAGUUCACUGAUCUACUUUAACCCAAAGAAAGUCGUAUUUCCAACAUGCGUGGAAAUGCUUAUAUAAGUAAUUUCGCCUUUCAAUGCAGAGAAUAUUUCGUGCGAUUAACAAAACAGGAUUAAACAAAACAGGAUCCUUCCUGUAAAAUCUUCGUGGAAUGGAGAUAUAUUUCAGUCAAAGUGUAUUUCGUAGUCAGGGGAGAGAGAGAGUUUAUUUUAAAGUUUUGAUAGGAAUUAAUUAACAUGACAAUUCAAACAUAAGUUAUGGCACUCCUUUUAAUGGUUCUGAUCAUAAAUGGACGGACAGUGGCUGUCCACGUGCGUUAGAAACUUUUGUAGAUUUCUCUGCGUCCUCUGCAAAACAAUAGGGACCUUUGGCAAACCACUUCGGCAACGAGAACGUGGAAAAACAAAAGGUCUAAUGAGCGCAACAAUAACUCAGCACGUGCGUUUUAAAACUGUGUACAUUUCUUAGCCGUCCUCUACAAAGUAACAACGUGAAAUCAUCAAACUUUGCGUGGUCCGAGAAAGGAAACCCCGACGGUAGAUUAUUUAAGUUUCCAUUUGGAACUCAACGCCGUUCUCAUAUGUUAUGCUGAGGUUAACUUGUGGCGCCGUAAGAGCUGAUAAACAUAUUCAGUCAGUGGCGAAAUUCCAACUUAAAAUAUAUAUUCAUUUUUAAAUCGACGUUUUCCUUGGCGUUGCUGUCCUAACUGCUAAAGGUCCCUAACGUGAAAUGACCAAACUUUGCGUUGUCUAGAGAACGUAAGCAACGAAGGCUAAUUUUUUAAAUUUUUAUUUAUAAUUUAACGCUGUGUUCCCUAUUCAGUUUCGAGAUAGUUUUGACCGUGGAAAACAAGUUGUCCACAGCGUCGCCGUCGUCGUUUCUUAAAUUCGCUAAUACACAUUCAACAGAUGUUAUCAGGAAAAAUACGGACUGAUAAUGUAACAAUUUGAGUUUUCCUUUCUUUCCACUGAAGAUAAGUUAGCUGUUCUCUAAACCUGGGAAUAAGAUAAGGUGCUUUCACGCUCAACCAUGAUAACUAGACUAUUUAACUGACGACAGAAUUACCAGUGUAAAGAAAUAGAACAAGAGAGAAUAUAUGAAAAAUAAAAUAGCCAAAUACCGAAUGGUAGAUAGUAAACGACUUAUGAUGUACCUGAACCCACAGUGCACUGAACACUGCCUUUCUGUAUCGCAUCAUGUUCCGUAAUGGACAGAAAAAUAUUGGUUGUUGCGAAGAAUAUUAUAAUUAUUGACAUAUGUAUUUUAUUUUCCCAUCCUGGCACGCAUUCCUGUUCUGCCAGUAUUUUAUAUUUGUUUUCAGACAUCAUCAGGUAGGUUAAUUUUGACAUCCGCGUGUAUUUCAGACCGCAAGGACGGUCGUUUCUCCUGAGAUCGUUUCAAGUUUUUGGUAUAUAUUUUCAUGUCAGUGUUUUUCUCUGGUGAUAAUUCAAUAGCUAGUCAUGAUCUUAUCAAACAUGACAAAUUUUAACAAGGAUUGGGCCAGUCUAUUCAUGAGGAAAACAGAUGCGUAUUGAUGAAGCUGUUUAUUGUUUUCGUUUGCGCAAGUCAUAGGCAUUAUUUCCAAGGAUACCGUAAAUCCUGGAGUAAGUACUUCUCCCCUAAUAUUCGCCCCCUUUGAAUGAACACAAACUGACCCGAUUUGCAACGCAGUGUGGCAAUUUUGUGCACACUCUACCCAUAAGAAGGAGGGAUUUUCUUUCGUGACAGUUGUAUAUACACGACAGAUAAUUUUUUGACAGCAACAAUAUAUCUCUGAUCAUGAAUUUUUCGCAAGAAAAGAGGCAGCUUUAUUUAACUUGAAAUGUUUUGAGCUUGUAAACGAUGUAUUUUCAGACACAUUAUAAUACAAGUGCAAUCUUUUGUUGUUCUUAUUCACAAUUGAAAGGACAAAGAAAAAACCAAAAGCUUCCAAUAAACGUGAAGUUCCGUUGAAAACUAAAAGUAUUUUUCCCGCAAAACGGACGAAGUAAUCAAAACAAAAAUAGCUUCAUAAGAAACUUAAGGGAAUAUACCAUCAAGAUAAUAUGAAAGAACAGAAUUGAAUAUCAACAUAAUACUAUAAAAACACUGUCUUAUUAAAACAUAAUGACAGCGGCACUGUAAUUAAGCAACAACUGCCAGACUGUCUCAUUAAUGAUGAGCCAUACAUCUUCCUAAGAAAUUAGAAGUUCCGUAAGGUAAACAUUUGGGUUGAAUAAUCUUUUUUUCAACCGAAACUAGAGCAUAAACGGAAUAUAAGCGGAGAAGAAAAUUAUCAAUGAGAGCAGUUGAAAAGGAGACCAUAGAAACAACUCAAGACUUUAAGAAACCAAACAUUUGAACAACUAAGGUGUGUUCUCAAAAGUUGAUAUUUAUCUCAGUAUUCUACAUCUUUCUCUUCAUUACUGUAUUUCUUGGGAUUGCUCUGAUCCUUGUGUCCUCCACAAAUGUAUUUUGUAAUGUUUCGUAAUGUUUAACAAGUGUGUUCUAUGUGAUAUUUAUGCAAGGAAUUUACCUAUGAAUGAUAUGUUAAUGUUUUAGCUUGAGGAAGUCCUGUGCGAUUCGUUUUGCUAAUGAAGAGAUUGUAAGUUAUGCAUAAACCAUUCGAAAGCAUCUCUUCCGCUAUUUCCUUUUUGUUAUAUAAUAUAUAUAUAUAUAUAUGUUAUUCGCCAGCCGGGAGGUCCGUAUUGGGAAAAACUGUGCCCUCUGUCUUGAGUACCGCCAGAGGCGUGGUGGACGAUAUACGGUUUAGGAUGAUCGCGGCGUAAGUAGGCUUUUUUAACAUUUUAUAAUUCAUUGACUUUACAGGUUUGAUAAGAUCAUUACCAGCUGUUAGAAAAGUCCUGAUAUGUAAAUUUGUACUAAAAACCUGGUCCGACCUCGGAGAUACAAGCUGACGAGCCUAAAUGUGUAAGGCACGUUAUAAUGGGAAUAAUGGCGCAAGAAAACUUAUCAAGAUCGGAUGCCGGAAAACAAACUGAAACUUUUAUACAACUACGAUGCGUGGCAGGAUGGGCAGAUGAAAUACGCAUGCCACUGAUAUUUCUCGUAACAACCAACAUUUUUCUGUCCAUUACUACAUUUGUCGGUAAUACUCUGAUCCUGGUCGCCCUUCAUAAGGAUUCUUCCCUACAUUCGCCAUCCAAACUUAUGUAUCGUUGUCUGGCAACAACUGAUGUCUGUGUUGGUCUGAUUGCUGAGCCUUCCGCCAUUAUGUAUUGGCUGUCCUUGCUCCACGGAGAUUGGAAUCUUUGUCGCUAUGCGGUAGUUACCUAUUUUGUGGCAGGUUACAUUCUAACAGCAGUCUCUCUCUUGACAAUGACUGCAAUAAGUGUGGACAGACUCCUCGCCCUGUUGUUGGGACUGGGAUACAGACAAGUUGUGAGUUCGAAGCGAAUAUAUUUGAUUCUCAUCACGUUCUGGAUUGUUUCGAUUCUGCAUGGGGCAUCUUACAUUGUGGAUCACCGUAUAGCUGAUUGGAUUAGUCACAUCGUUACACCAUUGUGUCUAGUAACAGCGACGGUCUCCUCAAAUAAUGUGUUUUAAUACUGUAUCAAAGUGGAUGUGCAAAAGCCUCCACUUUUAAAGGUUCUUUAAUCUCUUCAUUUCGUCCCAAGAACAAAUAGCUUUUCCUCGGUAGUAAACGAGGAUCAACACAAACAAAUCAAGUUCUCAAAUUUUCAUGAAAUUAUCAGCCAACGAGGAGAAAGUUUUUUGUCACGUGCAUGAAUCUAGAUACUCGAUAAAAAUGCAUAUCCGUAUUUCGUGACAUGCAUGAAUCUAGAUAUCCAAUAAAAACGCGUAUUCAUAUCACUAGUGAUCUGGAAAUGCGUUUUUAUUGGAUAUCUAGACUCGUGCAUAGCAUGAAAUGUAAAUAAGGAAAACUACUAACGGUUGAUUUAGGAACACUUUCUUUUAGCAGUUUACUUCCCUCUUCACUGCUUUUUGGGACACGAAAACGGUUAACUGCAUUACUUCCUGCCAUAAUCAAGCUCCGACUAAAAUCACGGAGCUAUAAACUAAAUGAGCAAAACUACUAUAAAUUUAGCAUACACUUUGAAUUCCGCUAAGAAACCCCAAAGAGACAACAGAUGAAUGGUAGCUGAUAAUGAUGUCCAAAAUUACGCAACCGAUGAAAAGAACGUAACCAUAGUGUUACGAUUUAGGUGAUGAUCAAUAUAAGCAGUUUGAGAAGCAAUUUAAACAAAUAAAAGCACUCGGCCGAAGGGCAGCCUCUUGCUUUCAUUUGCUUCUCGAUGUUUGAAUACCACGAUCAAACCCACGAAAUCGUUUUUAUAUACCACUUAACCCUUUAACUCCCAAGAUCUCAUUAGCCAUUCUCCCUACUGUCUGCCAUACAGUUCUUGUGAUGGUAGUUUGGAGAAUUGGGUAUUGGAUCAACUAAAAAUCCCCCGAAUAAUAUUGGUCUUUGUUCUCAUUACUUGUCUGCUUGGUAUUGUAUUGAUAAUGUAGGGAUAAAUUAUGUCUUGGUCACUCAUGGGAGUUAAAGGGUUAACGAUAAGUCUGCUAAUAUGCGCAGGAUGAUAAAGAUAUCUAAAAUUAAAAUCGAACCGGCAGAAGCUCUGACUAUUCGAACAUCUUAUUAAAAGAUAAAUUUGACUCAUAUACAAUCUAUGUACGGAAAGAACAUCUCUUGUUAGCGGUUUUCAAUAUUAUCAGCCAAGGCUGUAUUGAAAAGAAUUUACAAGAUGUUUUGAAUUAAAAUUUUCUCUCCACAUAGCGGCCCUCACAGAGUCUUGGUUUAAUGAGGAGAUCGAUAGCGAUCAAAUAUCGAUUGGUGGGUGCGUGGUCCACCGAAAGGACAGAAAGCACUGUCGUGGGAUACGGGUGUGAAUUUAUGUGUUCCAGCAGAUGCCUAUUACGCACCGCUUGGAUUUAGAGCACCCAGACCUAGAGCACAUGUGGUUGUUGGCUUGACCCCCACGUUUAUAGAGACCGCUGUACAUGUCUGCAACUGCAUUGUGCGCAGUGUACUGAAAAUCUCGUAGAACCGCUUUGUUUUAAAAGAUUGAAAGAGGAGCUACUCAAACAACAGUUGAUAUUUCUCUGAGCAUUCAACAUUUUUCUAUCCAUUAUUGCUUUCCUUGGAAAUACUCUGAUCCUAAUCGCCCUACACUUAUAUCCGUAAUCUUGUUCCCUUCAUCCGCCAUCCAAAAUCUUUUCCCGUUGUCUCGCAGCAACUGAUCCAUGCAUGGGACUCAUUUCUGAGCCUUGAUACGUUGCUUACUAGCUUCCUGUGUUUCACGAAAACUGGAAUCUGUGUCGCUACGCAUCGGCCACAUUUUUUUGUAACAGGCUACACUCUGUCUUCAAUCUCUCUGUUUAUAAUGACGGUAAUAAGCGUGGACAUACUUCUCUCAUUGUUUUUGGGGUUGAGAUACAGACAAUUCGUAACUUUGAAGCAAAUAUUUUUGCUUGUAAUAAUAUUACGAUACCAUUUGAGCUUGUGAUAAUAUUUUGGACUGUUUCAGUCCUAUCUGGGACGUCAUACUCUAUAGAUCGCUGUACAGCCAUCUGGUAUGACUAUAACGUUAUACCACUAUGUCUGGUAACAGCAACAUCCUCGUACCUAAACAUUUCCAUCGCCUCCAGCAUAAUCAAAAUCAAGUGCAAGUGCAUGUUCCACAGCAGCCGAGCCAACCAGUUCCAUUGAACAUGGUGCUUUACAGAAAGGCAGUGCACGGUGUACUGUGGGUGCAGUUGGCAUUAGUCGUUUCCUGUUUACCGUAUUUCAUAGCCGCAGCAGUUCUGUCAAAAGAGAGACCUUAUCCUUCCAAAUUUAUCGUUAUUUUAUACUGCAGUAUCCCUAGUUUACUUUUACUCUUCUCUCAACCACUUUCUCUACUUUUGGAAAAUUAGUGAAGUGAUCAUUGUCAAAUUCUACUGACAAGAUCACGAUCAGCUGUUGACUAACUUUAAAAAACCCUUCCCAAAGGCGAUCCUCGGAGAGACAAGCUUUCUUACUGGUUGUAAUAAACGUUGAAGUGGGAAUAAUAGCACAAGCAAACUUUUCUCGUGGAGCCGAAAAACAAACCGAAACUUUUAUACAACUGCGAUGCGUAGCAGAAUGAGCAGAUGGAAUACACAAGCCAAUAAUAACUCUCUCAACAUCAACAUUUUUCUGUCCAUUACUGCAUUUCUUAGCAAUUCCCUGAUCUUAGUCGCUCUCCAUAAGGAAUCUUCUCUUCAUUCGCCAUUCAAACUUAUGUAUCGUUGUCUGGCAACAACUGAUCUCUGUGUUGGUCUGUUUACUGAGCCUUAACUCUGCUUCUAACUCUCUCUGCUGAGAACGCUCUAAGAUAACUCACCAGAGCUGUUUCAAAGUAUGAAUUAGUUAAAUGUUUGCUUUUCGGUUAAGUUUCUGUAGUUUGACGGCGUAAUCGGCGAUUCAUCACAAGGCGGGAUAACGAAGAAGUUCAUAGCUAGAAAGUUUGCAGAUUCCAGUAUCGGCUACCAUCAUAUGAAGACACAUUUUUGCGACGCAAGGAGAACAAGGGCUUCUCGCCAUUUUGGCAAAAUCCGCCAAAAAGCAGUCGAACUCGUCGUUUUCGUGGAACUGCAGACCCUAUGAAGUUACACUUUAGUUUUAAGUCAUUUCAAAGGAAUUCAGUGUUAAAUUCGUUUACUUUAUGGCUUUUUUUAUACUUGGGGAACGUGUCUUAUCUCAACAAAUAGUUCCACAUAGUGAUUAACGCGAAAAGUACGAGUCGAAUUGUUUGGAAGAAAUUACCUUGAGCUGCGCAUGCGUCGUGAUGAAAGCACGUGAGACUGCACAAUUACUGGAUGAUAUGCACACGAUUUGGGACAUUUGGUUGUAGUUACGUCGAGUAAUCCUCCAUGAAGGUUGAUCAAUUUUGUUUUAAAAGAUGACAACCAGCUUUUGAGCUAUUUCGCGAAUUGCCCCUAUAAAAAGUAGAGGCAGACCCGCAGAGAUUUUUACAUAUUACAAACUAGAAUAUAAUAACCAGCUAGGUGGGUAGUUUCAAUUCCAGAAUCGUUGUACUUUUGGAGAAAUUCAGAUAAACGUUUUCCCUCUUUUACCCGGCAACAAAAAUGACCGAAACUGUACCGAGAUGAAUAAUCUAUUGGUGUGUUCACAUUCACUUCCAGCGAAAAUUGAAUGAAUCAAAGUGAAGACGAAUGAUGUUACUAUGUAUGGUAGAAGUGCCAAUUUGUAAUGUUGUAUUUAGCUUGAGAUGAGAAACAAACGUUAAAAUUUUUUUUUGCGACGUUUUUGUUUGAAAAUGAGACCCCAGGCCUCGAAUAAGCAGCCGUUGUUACCAUAGCAACAAGAGUGCUGCGACCUUUAAAAAGGGCACUUUUGUGCAUCCCCCCUGAGUGCCUAACUGCAUGCAAAAUUUGAAGGGGGGUUGAAAAUUUUCAUUUCCCAAGAUGUUUGAUUCUCACAAACUUAUUCUUAAUGCUUCUGAAUACAAGAAUAGGAAUUACAUAAUUAUGCAAUUGCCUACAUAUAUGAACCAGUGCAAUAUACGGUCAUAAAAGCAAUUCUAUUCUCGUCUUCCCCCUUGAAGGGUGCCUUGCGUAUCAAAUAUGUCAAGUUCAGUACCUCAAGUAAUAAGUGGCUUUGAGCAGCAAAUAAUCAACCGAUUAUGCCAAAUUAUCGAGUCAAAAUUUAAUCAGACAUAGUUGAAAGUUUAAAAUGUGCUUUAUUUGUAGUGAAGAAACGGAUUUAACGUUCUUCAUUACUUAUAAAAUUCCAAGGUCGUAACUCAAUUAAUUCAAAAGAAAAUAUUCAAGGGAGCCUUUUUACUUUAGCCUUUCUUUGUUCUUUUAGGUGUUCCUCUCGCCGUGUUCUACCUAUUUCAUUGUGCUUUCUAACUCUCCUUCACGUUUUGUUUUUACUCGCUCUACUCCUCCUACUUCUUACUCUCUGUGGUCAUUCUGUCUCUUUCUUUCCAGCCUAUUUUCACUUAAAACUCUUUCUCCACGAACUUGAAUCGCAAUAAUAUCCUCCGGUUGACAUAGCUUUAGCUCUGCCGGUAUUGUUGCUUUGCGAGUUGAUUAAAAAUUGCAGAUUAAUGAGAAUUACCGUUCAACUGCAACUACGCCAGUAUGAUUUCCCGCUCAAAAUGCUGCCGAUGCUUCUCCCUCACUCUUCGAAUUCCGUAAUAGCUCAAAUUGUGACCGCAAUGCAGUUGCCGCGCAUGUUAAAAGUAACUCGUUGUACAGUCGGUCGUUUGGGCGUAAUUCCAAAUUUUUUGGCUCAAUGGGUUACUAUUAUUUCAUAUAUUUAUGGGGUUACGAUUGGCGAGCUCCGCUAUAAUAGUUUAGUUGGUGUGGAGGUGCCCUGAGAACUUGACGAUAUGCAUCGUUCAAAACUCCUUUAUCGAAUGAACACGACUUAACCGAGUGUUCAAGUGACUUAUUUUAACUACGAGACCAGAAUAUUAAUUAAGAUAUAUUUUCUACCUAAACGUGCGUCAUGCAAAAAAUGCGAAAAAUUGUAUGAAAAUGAAUCAUAUCUGAAUUUAUACCAUAAUAUAAUCACGAAGUACGCUUUAAUUGGUCAAAAAAUAAAUCGACUAUUAUCUCGGUAAACCCGUAGAAAACUUAAAUAUUUUCCUGCGUUGAGAAGUGGCGCCACACGGGACGAAUUAAUUUAUUGAAGGUCUUUGAUUGGAAGUAACGAAAGGACGCUUUGAACGCCGAAAACAACAAGAAUUUAUUUUCCUAACAUUACUCAAAUUUUCUAAUUAAAAUGUAGCUUUACUAACUCGUCUUGCCGUUUUAAGGUUUAUUUUUCUCUGUGCGGUGGAAGUGAAAAAAAUUCAGAAAUUCCCGACUAGAUUUGCCCACACUGCUCGCUGAAAAGGAACAGAAAACUUUUCAUGUUUUUCGCUUUUCACUCAGAAAUUCAUUAAAAAAUUUUUCUGCAUGAGAACAAAAAACCACUUGCAAGGUGGAUGUCCACCCCAGAUUUACAUAAAUUCCAUUAGCUGUCUGCGAUUUCAGCUUUCAUCUCAUGGUUUCAGCGUUUUAGAAUAUUUAGAAUAUUUCAGUUUUGUUGAAUCAAUUCCUUUAGUUUCUGUCACGGCCCCAAAUUUAGACGAAAAAAUUCGUAUUUUCCUUUAUCUUUGGCAUUGACCACAACACUAAUACGUAACCGCGGUUUUCCUUAUAUGUAUAUAUAUAUAUAUAUAUAUAUAUAUAGACUGGCAGACAAUUCAUUGUCAAGUUGGACCUAGUUGAUGAGGUUGUCAACAGCUAGUAAGCUGAUAGAAGGAGAGGCCGUGAUAUUUAUAUUCAUGCCAUAAACCUGAGGCAAUCCUUGGAGAUGCAAGCUUUCCUACAAGGUUGAAUUAAACAAGGGCGUUGCAGUGAGAAUAAUGGCGCAAGCAAACCUAUCUUAUGAUGCCGGAAAACAAACAGAAACGUAUGCACAAUUGAGAUGCGUGGAAGGAAGGAUAGAUGAGAUACACACUCAAAUAAUAAUGAUCUCAUCAAUCAACAUUUUUCUGUCCAUUACUGCAUUUCUUGGCAACACCCUGAUCCUAGUUGCCCUUCAUAAGGACUCUUCCCUUCAUCCGCCAUCCAUACUUAUGUAUCGUUGUCUGGCAACAACUGAUCUGUGUGUUGGUUUGAUCUUAGAACCUGCCGUCGUUAUUUAUUGGUUGUCCUUGGUUCACAAAGAUUGGAAUCUUUGUUUGUGUGCGGCGACUACUUAUUUUAUAACAGGUUAUACUCUGUCAUCAGUCUCUCUCUUCACAAUUACCACAAUAAGUGUGGACAGACUUCUCGCCCUACUGUUGGGGCUGAGAUACAGACAAGUUGUGACUUUGAAACGAAUAUAUUUGCUUCUUACCAUAUUUUGGACUUUUUCGAUCCUUGCUAGCACAUCGUACUUUAUAAAUUCCCACAUAGCUGUCUUGUGUAGCUACAUCUGUAUUCCACUCUGUCUGGUAACAGCAACGUUCUCGUACACAAAGAUUUUCCACCGUCUCCAUAACAUCCCAAAGUGUGCUCCAUCACAACAAGGUAUCCAACAGCCAAGGCAACCAGCUCCUCUGAACCUGACUCGAUACAGAAAGGCAUGGUACAAUGCACUGUGGGUGCAGUUGGCACUGGUCAUUUGUUAUUUACCAUACAUCAUAGUCAUAGCAGCUGUGGGUAGAGGAAGGCCUCCAUCUAACUCUACAUUUUUUGUCAUUCAAUGUGUUGAGACCUUAGUUUUCUUAAACUCCUCGUUGAACCCGUUUCUAUACUCUUGGAGGAUUACUGAAGUGAGAAAAGCAGUAAAGGAGACAAUCAGACAAGUACUUUGCUGUCCAUGGAAUUGAAUGUUGUCUUUGAACAAGUCCUGCAACUGGUACCGUUAAAAAGGCAAACUUUAAAGAGGACAAACUCUUAGUAAAUAGAAUAAGAAAGAUAAUAAGUUUUAAGCUCAGUAAAGAAAUAGAGAAAGAUGUUUUUCGUCUUGUCACCAGCGUGGGACAAAGAAAAAAUUCUGAGUCCCCAUGAGGAAUCGAACCUCAGACCUUCGGAUUCCGCGCUCCGAUGCUUUAUCACUAAGCCACAGAGACACUACGGUGAGCGAGGUCUAUACAAAGUUCCUAUGACACUCAUCCUGCAAAUGCUAGGAUCAGCCAUGUCGACGUUGAUAGCGUCAUGUUUGUAAAUAGAAUAAGAGAGGUGGUCAUUUUUGAGCUCGGUAAAUAAAUAGAGAAAGAUGUUUUUCGUCUCAUCACGAGCGUGGUACAAAGAAAAAAUUCUGAGUCCCCAUGAGGAAUCGAACCUCAGACCUUCGGAUUUUAACACUGAGCCACAAAGACUCUAUGGUGAGCAAGGCCCAUUACGAAGUUCGAAGACGAAAAAUAUCUAUUAAUUUUGGAAAUUUUGGAGUUUUUAAAUAUUUUCAUGAAUCUGUUACUUAUGCUCGUGUUCCGGUCCAAAAUAAUAUAAUUAGCAAAUUCUUAAGCGCAAAUGUAGAGCUUUUUAAUACACAGGAAGAUGUAACGUUCAUUAGUCAAUUGAUUAGUCUGGCAGGUAAUGCCUUUUUUCUAAAAGAGACCGUAUUUAAGUAAACCAAACUUUUAAUCUAUUUGUCAUGUCAUUAAUUCUGCUCAAUUUACAACCAUGCUACUAAGAUAAUUAGGUCGGUGUGGAGUUGCUUAAACUAUUUUAUAAUCCGCAUCAUUAAAACUCUCCUAUGAAAUAAACACGACCUGAAAAACGUGUUCUGGUGAAUCAAACUAUAGUAUAGGUUGCCUGUAUCGCUUAAUUUUGUUUUAAAUAUUUCAGUUUUGUUGAAUCACUGCCUUCAUUUAGACUAAAAAUAUUCGUAUUUUAUUUUUCUUCGGCAUGACUCAACAAAACCGAAACAGCUCUGUUACAUCAAUACCUUCAAUUUCUGUCAUAGCGUCAAAGACUAAAAUAUUCGUACUAAAAUGUGCAUCGCUUUCCAGCCCAAAGUAUUUCUAGUAAAACGAAACCCUUCACUCUGUAUAGGUAAUACUGUAGCACGAUUUCGAGUGCAAAUUGGUGUAAAUAAGUACGAGUAAAUUUUUCAAGGACAACAAGAUUACACGGGCCCUUAGGGCAGGUGCAAUUUGCAGUCUUUGAAAAAUUUCACGUGGUGUAUUUUAUAGUCUUUGAAAACAAUACACUGCUACGUUAAUACGCAAGUGUUUGCUUCGUUAGUUUAGUAGAUAGCUCAUUAUCAGGACAACCUUUUUAGACAUUAUCAUAGGAAUUGUUCAUACGUAAAUUACAUACAAAUAAUCUGAAGCGAUCUUUGAAGAAACCAGUUUCUCUACAGAUUAAAAUAAAUACGCUUUUUGUAAUGGAAAUAAUAACACAGGUGACGGUUGAUAAUAGUUAUCUUCUGAAAAGCGUGAUGAUGAUUGAAAAGUGUUACGGGAAAAUUUUCUGAUUUUUCCGUGUGUUUGUUUGGAACAUAUUUAUUCGUAAACUUUCACAUUUAACCAUUUCCAAUUUAUUCGAGUUCAUUCAGGUUCUUUCAUUUUAGUAAAUCAAAAUAUGUAUAAAAACCACAGUAGCUUUUGGAAUAGAUUUUGCUCGUUACUCGCUUUCACAAUGCACCUGCAUGUCGGUACUUUUGUUCAUCAUUAUUAGUGAAAUUUUAGGUAAAUAUAAGUGUUAAUGGUCUUUCUGGAAAAAUUGGUUCUCAUGGUAGUUAGCAGCGGAGUUUAUACUUGUAACUUUAAUUCCCUUUCAUACCAUAAUUUCCCACACCAACCUUGCAUAGAUAAGCAGGAACUUCUAAUUGCUUUUCCAUUUUUAUUUCCUAAGCUGCGCCACUGUAAUUGAGAUAGGUAUAUUUUCAAUACCAGAGCUGUGAAUUCGCACCUAAUGUUUCACUCUAGAUUCAUUAAUUACGCGAGAAGACGUAACACUCGUUAAUAAGCUAUAAUUGAACAAUCACAAAACGAAACUAUCACUAAUUUAUCGUUCCUGAGACACAACGAACGCAACCAUCGGAUAAAUAUUUCCUUUCUAUGGAAUUUUAAUUUAGUAGAAUCCUUACUCAUCAUAAUUGCUGUGUAUUUUUGCUAUAGAUUUCGAACGCACAUGUGUAUUAACAGAUAUUAAAGAACACAGUUUGAAACCGUUGGUUACAGCAAUACAUUUGUUGUUUACAACUGAAGAAAUGUAAAAUGGUUUCCGUGUUUACAUAGCCUGAUGUAAACACGCGGGAGGUUGGGAGAACACGAGAUAAGAGUAGGAAACCACGACGCGAAGCGGAGUGGUUUCCAGCUUAUCGAGUGUUCUCCCAACCUCCCAAGUGUUUACAUCAGGCUAUGUAAACUCGGAAACCAUUUUACAUUUCUUUUAUAAAAUAACUAAUGAAAGAGGAACGAAAACCGUGUUUAAAUACGCUCAUGUAAAAUGGUUUUAUGGCUAAUCAGAGCGCGCGUAAUAUUUGAAUUAUUUUAUAAAAUACAUUCGAAAUCCGUUUUGGAGGAGAAGAGAUGGCUGAAGAAACAAGAAAGAUAAGGACCUCAGCUAAAACACGUUUUACAAGAAAGCGGAACGAAUUCCUAAAGUCCAUCAAGGAAAACAAAGGUAUCGACACUGUGAAGAGAACCUUCGCCGAACUCAAUGAAGCCUGGAAUACAGUUGAAGGUAAGCAUGACAUUUAUACCAUACACUUAACAGAGGAAGAAGUUGAACAAAGUGAAUCAUGGAUCACUGAACUUCAAGAACUGUACAAUGAGGCAGCAGACAUACAAGCUCAAUACAUGAACGAGCAGAUUCAAAUCGACAAGAAGCAAUUAGAAUGUAACAAGAAAGAUUUCAAAGCUUGAUGGAGCAAAUAAACAAGAAAAAGAAAUCAAUGGAAACAAUCUUUGAAACUCUUACAAAGCAUGCACAAAGUCUAAUGGAAUCGCAAAGUAACGUUCAAGACGCAACACCAGCUUUGCGCAAGACUUCUAAAGAAUUAGGUACUACGAUAACGAACUGCAAUGAUUUACAUAAUAAAGCGCUCGAGCUAGUAGACAGUAAGCGCGAAGAAUACGAGAUCGAAUGGAUUCGUGACGUGCCCACGCACUACAAUGAAGUCUGUGGAAGGAUCGAAUCAGUUAUCGCUAAGGAAACAGAUCACGACAGCGUACGAAAACAGAAUCCACUCCAACUAGAAGAGGUCAAGAUGCCCUUAUUUACAGGAGAAAUAGGAGAUUAUCCUCGAUUUAAAAUGGACUUUGAGAAACAAGUCAUGCCGACAAUUAACAUCGAAAGUGCUCCUUACAUCCUUCAAUAAUGUCUUAGUAAAGGACCGGCUGAUGUCGUGAAAAGUACUGAUGACGAUCUCAAAGCUAUGUGGAAACGAUUAGAUGAAAAAUAUGGUGAUCUCACGAAAGUUGUAGAUGUCAUCAUGAACGCAAUACAGAAUAUGAGAAAUAUCAGGGACGGUGACAACAAUAGACUAAUCGAGUUAAUCAACGUCGUCGAGGAUAGUUGCCGAGACUUAAAGAGAUUAGGACUAGAAAAAGAAGUAACCACAACCAGUUCUGUGAGCGUGAUAGAGAAGAAAUUACCAACCGAUGUCAAGAAAGAAUGGGCAAAGUUUGUAAGCUCCGACCACAGCACUGUUGACAAAACGGAUAAGUUUCCUAGUUUAUUGAAAUUCCUUCUCAACCAGAAGUAGGCAAUUGAAUAUGAGAAUGCAGAACUACGAAACGACUCCAAAGUAAAGGGUUUUGUACAUUUAUCAGAGAAAAACGACAGCAAAGUAGCCACUUCGUACUGGAAACCUAGCAAAUGUUUAUGCAAUGAAGGAGCUAACCAUCUAAUAACUGAAUGCAGGGUUUAUCUAUCCAAGUCCAUUGAAGAAAGAAAAGGAAUAUUAAAGGAAAAGGGAGCUUGUUGGUCGUGUCUCAAACGAGGCCAUAGGAUCCAAGAAUAUAGGAAUAAGAACGUCUGUGGCGUAAAUGAUUGUAUCAGGAGACAUCAUGCAACUUUGCAUGAGGAAAAACGCGAAAUUGAUAUCCCUACAUCUGCAAAUACGUGUAACAACAGAGGUAUUGAUACAUGUCUACUACAAGUUCAAAGGAUUCAGACAAAACAGGGAUUUGCUAACGUAUUGUGGGACAACGGCGCUUCCCUCUGUUUUAUCACAAAUAAAAAAGCUAAAGAGGAAAAACUCAAGGGAAUAAGUGCUCAACUAUCUGUAGUCAAGGUUGGAGGCAUUAAUAAGAAGUUAAUAUCCCGAAAAUACAAGCUCACACUAAUUGACAAAAAAAGACAAGAAUUACAAAUCGACGUAUACGGAAUAGAUAAGAUAACUUCCGACAUUCAAACUAUAAACUUUAAUGGAGUACAUCGUCUAUUCAGCAAUGUAACAAAGGAAGAAAUAACAAGGCCAACAGGAGAAGCAGAUGUACUAAUUGGUUUCGACUACGCUGGGUUCCACCCACAAUAGGAAAAAAGCUCAGAACACCUACUACUAUUAAAAAAUCGAUUCGGACGAUACAUUGGAGGAACUCAUCCGCAGAUCAAAGAAACAAAUGAGAGACACGAACUUAACAGUGUGCAAGUACUUCAUAGUACAUCCUCCACCGUGGAAGACUUCUACAACAUCGAAAAUCUUGGGAUUGAAUGCAACCCGCGAUGCGGAGGAUGUAAAUGUGGAAAAUGUUCCCUGGGAAGUAAGAACUAUACAAUUAAAGAAGAGACAGAACUUGCUCUAAUUGAAAGGAACCUUUAUUACGAUCGAGAAGCCAAAAGAUGGAUUGCAGAAUACACAUGGAUCAGAGAUCUAAAGAUUUACCGGAUAACAAAAAGGCUACUUUUGCCACAUUAAUUUCAGCUGAAAGAAGACUUGCAAAACAUUCAGAACACGCAAAAGUUUAUAAAGAACAAAUACAAGAAAUGGUAAAUCGAGGAGUGGCAAGGAAACUAACCAAGGCAGAACUAAGAAACUACAAAGGUCCAAUACACUAUAUUUAACAUCACGAAGUACUAAAGCCAGAUUCGAAGUCCACCCCUGUCAGGAUUGUGUUCAACAACGGUGCAAACUAUAUGGGUCAUGUACUGAAUGAGUAUUGGGCGAAAAGACCAGACCUAUUCAGCAACAUAUUAGCAGUCCUCCUAAGAUUUAGAGAGUACGAAGUUGCAUUUAUCGGAGAUAUUAAAAAGAUGUAACACACAGUUGCAACCAACGUAUUAGACCAGCACACGCAUCGUUUCCUAUGGCGCGACAUGGAGAAAAGUUUCGUUCGGCGACAAACCAUCAGGCGCGAUAGCAACUGUCGCAUUACGAAAGACCGCAGGAAUGGGAAAAGAUCAAUUUUCGGAAGCUUCUCAAGUGAUACUCAAUAAUACAUAUAUGGAUGAUAUAAUUGAAAGCGUCAACAAUCAAAAAAAGGCAAAACAAACUACAGAUGAUAUAGAGAAGUUAUCAGACAAAGGAGGAUUCAAAUUGAAGGAGUGGACCUUCUCAGAAGAUCGAUCGAGCAGACAUGAACCAAAGAUACCAAUGGAACCAUCUACUGCUACAGAAAAGGUUCUUGGCGUUGUAUGGGAUCCUAUAAAAGACAAUUUUCACUUUAAAGUCAAAUUAAGUUUUUCCCCAAAGAAAAACACAACACGCACUCACAUGGACGCGAAUCCUACAGAUGUUCGACCCAUCUGUAGCAUUCCAGAAGUAUUGACCAAACGUAUGAUUUUGUCUCAAGUGAACAGCAUAUACGACCCUCUUGGGCUUGCCGGUCCGUACACAGUAAGGGCCAAAACACUUAUGAGAAAACUGUGGACAUAUGAAACAAAACUGGAUUGGGACGAUCCCAUACCAGAAGAAUACGGAAGAGAAUGGAUGACAUUUUUCAAUGACUUGCCUGAAAUGGAGAAGAUUUCAGUCAAACGAUGUCUCAAACCACACGAUGCAAUAGGAGACCCAAUACUGAUCAUAUUUAGCGACGGAUCAAACAACGCUUACGGUGCUUGUGCUUACGUCAGAUGAGAAUUAUCAACGUGAAAAUUUGUCAGUUACAUCAUUCUAUCAAAGAAUCGCUUUACUCCGGUCAAAAGGAUUUCAAUUGAUCGCAUAGAACUUUGUGGUGCUAUACUUAACAAAAGAUUGAAAAUCGUUUUACAACAACGGAGCAGGUAUAAAUUUCAAAGAUAUUACCACAUUGUCGAUUCCCAAAUAGUACAUGCUAUGAUACAUAAAAAAACACAUGAAUUCAACACGUUCGCCGCAGCGCGCGUAACAGAAAUUCAAGAAGGUACCGAAAAGAACGACUGGUGCUGGACUGAAAGUAAAAAUAACAUUUUUGAUUGGUUAACACGUGGUAAAAGACCAAUCGAUAUUGAUAUCAAUAGUGGCUGGCAGGCAGUACCUGAUUUUCUCAAACUACCUGAAAGCGAGUGGCCUAUAACUAAGACACCUACAACAGUGCAAAAACUACCGGAAACUAUCAAGGUACUGACAUCUAUCAAUAUUGUGAACAAUAUUGAGGAAGAUUCACUGGAAAAGCGAAUCAACAUUGAUAGUUACACGAAUUUUGAGAAGCUGCUAAAAGUGACAACAAGAGUAUCGGCCAUGUACUAGAAGAUGCCGAGAAUUAUAUUCAAGAAUGUAACUAAAGUAUUGACACCUGAAGAUAUUACAAACGAAGAACGAUUCUGGAUUUUACAAGCACAGGAAAUUAUGCACGAAGACUUGAAAAAAGGAAAACAUAAACGUCUCUGUCCUCGAAAACGUAACGAUGGAAUAUAUACAGUAGGAGGACGUAGUCAGCGAUGGGUGGAAAUGAGCUACAACAAACAGGAACUCAUAUUGCUACCCUAUGAACAUCGUUUCUCGAAACUCUAUGCAGAACACAUGCAUCAAAGAAAGCACAGAGAGCGAGACAGCGCAACCGACCUUACAUUAGUUUAAUCUAAACACACCAAUCGACCAAUGAGAGUGCGCACUAUAUCAAAAAUUAAAAAGAUUAAUGUAUAUUGAGCGUAUGGGAAUUUGAGGCGUUAAUCAGUAACUUUUAAAGUAUGGAAAUUUACGAUCUCCUGUUGAAUGACGAGGGAAUAAAAAAAAAGUGGAAACCAACGUGAUCUUUCAAAUUACCGUUAAUUUCAGGAGAUGUUAAUUCCCUUAAUAGGUUUAUCACAGAAGCCUUAUUACACGUUCAGAAAUAUAAACAAGGUAGGCUUCGUUAAAUAGAUGAUAGAUGAAUUUGACAUGGAUGUAUUUCUUGUUCUUAUCAAUCGAAAUGGUGACCGCAGACUCUGGAAUUGGGUGAAUUAUUUCCAUUCCUUAAGUUAGGUAAAAAAGGUACAUUUGAAUGGGUUCAUAGAGGUUUGUUUAUUUCGAGAGCUUUCUGACUCAAUCAUUGACAACAAGCCUACAGAAUUUGUUGGAUACAAAAUCACUGAUCUGGGUUUCCAACAAUCUUUCAAAUCAUGCUAGCGCUGCAAAUAUGGUAACAUGUUUACAACCUUUAUGUUUACAAACUUUAUAUUUACUUUAUAUUUAUGUUUACAAACUUGUUAUUUUUUCCAAAACCAACUUUCCGAACAAAAUUUGAAAAGUUACAUGACUCAAAUUUUGGUUCGAUGGAUUUUUCUCAGACCCUCUUUCUCAUUAGCAGCUGAGACAAAAAAGGGGCAUCGUUUCGUAGAUUUAUCUCACCAACUGAAGAAAUUUUCCCCAUGCAUCUCGUGUGUAAAAAUUCAAAACAACUUAGGACCGACAGUUCCUUUAAGCGAGUGUCGUUUGUUGAUUCCCUUAAACAUUCAAAGUGUUCAGAUUCUCAUGGGAAAAUAAAAAGUUCUUAUUGGACUUAACUCUGCCUCUAACUCUCUUCGCUGAGAACGCUCCAAGGUAACUCACCAGAGCUGUUUCAAAGCAUGAAUGAGUUAAAUUUCUACUUUUCUGAACGUUUCUGUAGUUUGACGGCGUAAUUGGCGUUUCAUCACGAGGCGGGGUAACGAAGAAGUUCAUAGCUAGAAAGUUCGCGGAUUCCGGUAUCGGUUACCAUCAUAUGAAGAUACGUUUUUGCUACUCAAGGAAACCAAGGGCUUCUCGUUAUUUUGCCAAAUCCGCCAACAAGCAGUCGAACUCGUCGUUUUCGUGGAAAAACCCUUUGACUUUACACUUUGGUUUUAAGUCAUUUCAAAGGAAUUCCGUGUUAAAUUCGCCUUUAUGGCUUUUUUUACACUUGGGAAGCGUGUCUUAUCUCAACAAAAAGUUCCGUCCCAAAGCCUCCCAAAACUUUGAUCACCUUUCUUAAACUGAUGCCAGAAGAACUAUUAAUAUGUAAAUUUAUACCAAAAGCCUGAAGUGAUCCUCGGAGAGAAACACUACCCAACAUGUUGAAAAUAUAAGGCAUAGUGGCGGCAGUAAAUCUUUCUGAUGAUGCUCGAAAACGAAUGGAAACUUGGAAACAACUGCAAUGCGUGGCAGGAUGGGCAGAUGAAAUACACGGGCCAUUAAUUGUUUUUGCAAUCAACACUUUCCUGUCCAUUGCUGCUUUUCUCGGUAACAUCCUUAUCCUGGUUGUUCUUCAUAAGGACUCUUCCCUUCAUCCACCAUCCAAAUUUCUGUAUCGUUGUCUGGCAACAACUGAUCUCUGUGUUGAUCUAGCUUCAGAGCCUUCUGGCGUUAUGUAUUGGCUGUCCUUGCUUCUAGAAGAUUGGAAUCUUUGUCAAGCUGGGUUUAUUACUUCUUUUGUGGCAGGUUAUAUUCUUUCAUCAGUCUCUCUCUUAACAAUGACUGCAAUAAGUGUGGACAGACUUCUCGCCCUGUUGUUAGGUUUGAGAUACAGACAAGUUGUGAGUUUAAAACGAACAUAUUUACUGCUUAGCACAUUUUGGAUCGUUUCGAUCCUCGCUGGUAUAUCGUACUUUGUAAAUUACCGCAUAGCCAUAUGGUAUAGUUAUAUCGCUAUUCUACUCUGUCUGGUAACAGCAACGUUCUCGUAUAUGCUAACUUUCCACCGUUUACAUCAUCGAAAUCAAGUGCAGGUGAAUUUUCCAAUCCAGCCGAGUGAACCAGUUUCAUUCAACAUGGCUCGAUACAGAAAGGCGGUGAACAGUGCACUGUGGCUGCAGUUGACAUUGGUCGUUUGCUAUCUACCGUACGGCAUGACGCCGGGUAACAGUUCGACCUAG